Messenger RNA from Nematolebias whitei (Rio pearlfish), 2186 nucleotides. RefSeq names its product engulfment and cell motility 3 (gene elmo3). Gene Ontology annotation, biological process: cell motility; actin filament organization. The transcript has 20 exons. Bases 1 to 2178 code for a protein of 725 amino acids. The record is from RefSeq and is a predicted model, not a curated record. NCBI's taxonomy places the organism in Eukaryota, Metazoa, Chordata, Actinopteri, Cyprinodontiformes, Rivulidae.
AUGCCGCAGCAGAAGGACAUAGUUAAAAUAGCCAUCCAGAUGCCUGGGGCCUACCCCCAGCUCAUACAGCUGGACCAGAAAAAGCCUCUGUCAGCUGUGAUUAAGGAGGUGUGUGAUGGCUGGAACCUCCCAGGUCCUGACAACUACGCUCUGCAGUAUGCCGACGGAGUUCAGAUGUACAUCACCGAAUCGAAUCGUCUGGACAUUAAGAACGGCUGCAUUCUGCGUCUGACCAAGGCCCCGGGUCGCUGUGCAGAAGACUUGUUCAAGGGCAUCCAGAGCUCGGACGCAGGCGUGCGCUGUGAUUCGCUGAAGGAGUUGGCGAACGUUUCCAGAGACGUGACGUUCGCUCAGGAGUUCAUCAGCCGAGACGGACACCUCGUUUUGGUUAAAAUAGUAGAAGACUCUAACGAGAAUAACUUGAUCAUGAUGCACACACUCACUGGUUUCAUGGAGCUGAUGGACCAUGGGAUUGUUUCGUGGGAGAACCUCUCUUCUAUCUUCAUUAAGAAGAUCGCCAGCUUCGUCAACGCCAAGGUGACGGAUGAAUCAAUUCAACAGGUGUCCCUGGACAUCCUGGAGAGCAUGGUACUGAGCAGCCACAGCCUGUUCGUACAGGUCAAACAGGAAGUCACCAUGGAGAGACUUAUCGCUCACUUACAGGUUGUUUUUCAACUUUUUUAUUUAUUUUUUAGGACAAACCAGCAGAUACAAACCAAAGCCAUGGCCCUGCUGAUGGCCUUACUGCAGACAGCGGGGGAUUCAGACAGACAGGAAAUGUUUGCAUUCCUGAAUAAGAAGAAUCUCCGCCAGUACAUCUUUAAGAACAUUAUCCUGAGUUCUGGGUUAGUCCAGGAUGAGAUGGCCCACUACCUUUAUGUCCUACAGUCCGUUACAUUAAAUCAUUUGGAGGAUCGUAUGAGGAUGCCGCUGGACUGUUACAGCCAGGAACAACGAGACAUACUUCACACUUUGCGACAGGCAGCGUUUGAGACCGACAGCGAAAACAGCCUCAGUCACGAAAGACGACGCUCACUUUGUGCAAAGGAGUUCAGGAAACUGGGCUUUUCUAACAACAGUAACCCCGGUCAGGACUUGGUGCGGACGCCUCCCGGUCUUUUAGCUCUGGACACCAUGUAUUAUUUUGCCACACACUAUCCUGACGCCUACAGCAGGUUUGUUCUGGAGAACAGCAGCAGAGAGGAUAAACACGAGUGUCCGUUUGCCCGUAGCAGCAUCCAGCUCACGCUCAUCCUUUGUGAAAUCCUGCGGAUCGGAGAGCCACCCUCGGAGACGGGAUCCGGCUACCAUCCCAUCUUCUUCAGUCAGGACAAACUGAUGGAGGAGCUUUUCUGUGUCUGUAUUCAGCUUCUAAACAAAACCUGGAAGGAGAUGAGAGCCACGCAGGAGGACUUUGACAAGGUGAUGCAGGUGGUGAGGGAGCAGAUCACCAGGACCUUGUCCACCAAGCCGACCUCCCUGGAGCUCUUCAAAAACAAAGUGAACGCUCUGAACUACAGCGAGAUCCUGAAGCUGCGGCAGACAGAGCGGCUGCAUCAGGAGGAGACGCUCUCUCCACCUGUGCUCGAACUCAAAGAGCGCUUGAAGCCAGAGCUGCUGGAGCUGAUCCGCCAGCAGAGACUUAACAGGUUGUGUCAGGGAACCAUGUUCAGGAAGAUCAGCAGCCGGCGAAGACAGGAUAAACUGUGGUACUGUCGCUUGUCGCCCAAUCACAAAAUGCUUCAUUUCGGUGACGUGGAAGAUGAUACAGAGAAUCCACCAAUAGAAACACUGCAAGAGAAGAUUCCAGUGGCAGAUAUUAAAGGCUUGUUGACGGGGAAAGACUGCCCUCACAUGAAGGAGAACAAAGGCAAACAGAACAAGGAGGUGCUGGAUCUGGCAUUUAGCAUCACAUACGACGUUGAGGAGUACAACCUGAAUUUCAUCGCCCCCUCUAGAACCGACUUCUGCCUGUGGACAGAUGGACUGAGUGUCCUCCUGGGCAGGGACAUGAGCAGUGAAUCAAUGCGAAGCGAGCUGGAGAUCCUCCUCUCCAUGGAGAUUAAACUCCGCCUCCUGGACCUGGAGAACGUUUCCAUCCCUGACAGCGCCCCCAUCGUCCCGAAACCUCCGAGCAACUACAACUUCUGCUACGACUUCAGUCAGACGGAGCAGUAGAGGAUGAA